Molecule: messenger RNA, 4622 nt
Organism: Hydra vulgaris (swiftwater hydra)
Lineage: Eukaryota; Metazoa; Cnidaria; Hydrozoa; Anthoathecata; Hydridae
Product: ATP-binding cassette sub-family C member 10
Biological process (GO): transmembrane transport
Cellular component (GO): membrane
Molecular function (GO): ABC-type transporter activity; ATP hydrolysis activity; ATP binding
Source: RefSeq, a predicted model, not a curated record
CAACCGGCUUCAGCAAAAAUGUUGCUGCGCGGAGCUGAAUCCAGUUUUGCACCGCAAACCUCAUACAAAUAACAACAAAGGAAAAUCUAUUUCCUCUUCAAAACUGUAAUUGUGCUUAACUUGAUAGUUAAAUGAAUAUCAAUACUUUCUGCAACUUGUCCAUAAAUGAAACAUAUAGUAUCUGGAAUGAGAAGUUAAAUUCAUUUACUCAAUGCUUUUUGUGGAUUCCAAUCGAAACUGGCUCCCUUUUUAUUUUUGCGAUUACAUGUAGCUACUUUCUUGGUAAGUCAAGACAUUUGCAAUCAUUCAGGGAAAAAAGUUAUACAACCUGGUUUAUAACAAUAAUUGCUAUAAGUCAGGCUCUAUUAAGUGGAAUUGAAAUAUUAUUUUCAUAUCUCACACAACGCAACGGUUUUCCUGGAGCUUAUGUUAUGGUAAAAGGCAUAUCAAUAAUAACAUGGUUUAUUUGUUUCUUGCUUCAUUUGAAAAGUUUAAAUGUUUUAAACAUGAAAAAGAGAAGCAAAGUGAUGUUUUUUUCAUUUCUUCUUAUGUUAAUAAGCUCUACAAUAAAGCUGCAAUAUACAAUCAUCCAGAUAAUGCAAAAGCAUGCAGUUACCUUGAACCUUGUUGUAAAUUGUCUUGAGUUUUUUCUGAGUUUUACAUUCUUUGCAUCAUGUUUGUAUAUUAUUUAUUCGAAAUCUAGAAAUAAAAACUAUAUAGAAUUAAAUGAUAAAGUAUUCCAUCAACAUGGGAGUGAUUCAGAUCCUAUAUUACAAGAAAUCUAUCUUGGUAAAGCUCAAACGAGUAGAAGCUUUUUGUCAUCAUUACUUUUUUUAUGGGUCAAUAAGCUUUUGCUGAAAGGUUUUUACAAACAAAUAAAAAACACAGACAGUCUUUUUAUUUUACCAGAUGAUUUACAAAUAGGAGUAUUUGAAGAUAAUUUUGAAAGAAACUUACAAAAACAUGCAAAUAAAAGCUCUUACACAAUAUUUAAAGCAUUGCAAAGCACUUUUGGAUGUUUUUAUUACAGUUUAGGAAUAUUAAAAUUUUUGUGUGAUGUUCUUGGAUUUUCUGGCCCUAUAAUUUUAAAUUAUUUGGUGAACUUCAUUGAAAACAAGCAGGAGAACUCAUUAAAUGGUUACCAUCUUGUACUAGCGCUGUUUUUAACAAAAGUUGCUUCCUUCAUUUUAUUUCUUCAUUACCGAUUUCAAACACAAAAAGUUGGCUUGAUGUUUCGGACUGCUUUAAUAACAACUAUUUAUAAAAAGAGUUUAAAUAUUAACAAAAUAUCAUUAUCAAGUUAUUCAAGAGGUCAGAUAAUGAACUUUAUGAGCACAGACACAAACUGUGUGGUAAAUUUCUGUCAAAGUUUUCAUGAAUUUUGGAGUUUGCCAUUUCAAAUAGCAAUAUGUUUGUAUCUCUUAUAUCAACAGGUUGGAGUAGCAUUCUUAUCUGGUUUGUCAUUCAUCAUUCUUUUGAUUCCAAUAAAUAAGUGGAUUGCAAAUAAAAUAGGUGAUUUAUCUAAAGAUCUCAUGAGCAGAAAAGAUCAAAGAGUAAAAGUUGUAAAUGAAUUUUUGAACGGGAUUCGCACCAUCAAAUUAAAUGUAUGGGAAGAAUUUUUUGUAAGCAAGGUUUCGAAAGCAAGAUAUGACGAACUCAAAUUUGUAAAGAAAAGAAAGUAUUUAGAUGCCUUAUGUGUUUAUUUUUGGGCAGCAACACCUGUUGUUAUUUCAAUUAUAACAUUUGCUACUUACAUAAGUAUGGGUGGAAAUUUGACAGCUGCUAAAGUAUUCACAAGUAUUGCUUUGUUUAACAUGUUAAUUGCUCCCUUGAAUGCAUUCCCAUGGGUACUAAAUGGACUAAUGGAGGCAUGGGUUUCAUUGAAAAGAAUUGAAUCUUUUUUUAAUCAACCAGAAAUAAAAGAUGAUAGCUAUUAUAAAAUACGCAAAGAAGGUGAAAUUUCAAUUGAAAUAAAAAAUUCAUCAUUUACACUUAGUCUUCCAAAUAAAGAUACUGUUAAAGAAUACCUUCUCAAGAACAUAGAUCUUAAAGUUCAAAAGGGAAGUUUUGUUGGCAUCAUAGGUCAGGUGGGAAGCGGCAAAAGCUUAUUACUCGCUGCAAUCAGCUCUGAAAUAAGUAAAGAGAGUGGUGAUGUUUACCUUUUGGAUGAUGUUAAUGGUUUUGGUUUAGUUUCUCAGGAAGCCUGGAUACAGCAAGGCACAAUCAGAGAUAACAUUUUAUUUGGAAAUGAUUUCGAUGCUGUUUCUUAUGAAAAAGUUAUUUUUGCAUGUGCAUUGAUUGAGGAUUUUUUGCUAAUGCCUGCUGGUGAUAAAACCUAUGUUGGUGAAAAUGGUGUAACAUUAAGUGGAGGGCAACAAGCUAGGAUUUCACUUGCUAGAGCAGUUUAUCAGAACAAAUCUGUAUAUUUAUUGGAUAGCCCUUUGUCAGCUGUAGAUGAUCAUGUGGCAUCUCACAUUUUCAAACAUUGCAUUAUGGGUUUGCUUAAAGACAAAACUAGAAUUCUUGUCACUCACCAAACUAAAUUUAUUCGCGAUGCAGAUUUUGUUGUUUUGAUGGAAAAAGGAAAGAUAUCAAAAUCUGGUCACCCUAAAGAUAUACUAGAUGAUGUUUGCUCAACAUAUCUGUCACAAGAUGUUGUGAUUAAUUCAACUUCUGAAGGAGAUUCUGUGGUAAAGAAACAAGACGAUCUUGUAGAAGAUGAGUAUAAAUUACAUGGUGAAAUAUCUUUAAAUGUUUAUAAGAGUUACUGGAAAGCUGUUGGCCAUUUGAUAGCAUUAGCUGUGUUGAUGUCGCUUUUUUUAAUGCAAGCUUCAAAAAAUGUAAGCGAUUGGUGGUUGUCAUUUUGGAUUAGUAAGGAAUCGAGUUUAUUGAAUAGCAACCAAUCAAGCUCAUUGAAUAAUACAUCAAGUAUUACCUUGCACUAUUUAAAAAUUUAUUCUGGUAUUGGAAUUGCAAACUCAUUUUUAACAUUUGCUAGAGCAUUUCUCUUUGCAUAUGCAGGUAUAAAUGCAGCUAGAGUAAUGCAUGAGAAAUUACUAUGUACAAUGAUGAAGAAAUCAUUUUCAUUUUUUGACAAAACUCCGGUUGGAAGAAUUAUCAAUAGGUUUUCAUCUGAUGUGUAUUCUGUAGAUGAUAACCUUCCAUUUAUGAUGAACAUUUUUUUUGCAAAUUUUAUUGGAUUAGUUGGAGCAAUAGUGGUGACCUGUUAUGGUGUACCUUGGUUCACUUUGCUUCUUUUACCAUUAGGAAUAAUAUAUUAUUAUACUCAAUUGUAUUACAGAAAAACAUCACGAGAACUGAAACGCAUAUGUUCAAUUACCUUAUCCCCAAUAUAUGAACAUUUUUCAGAAACGUUGUCUGGAAUUACAAUUAUACGAGCUUUGAAGCAUAGUAACAGAUUUAUUGGGGAAAACAAAAUGUUUCUGGACUCAAACCAACGAGCUAAUUAUGCAGGUUUGGUUGCGUCACAGUGGCUUCUAAUGAGGUUAAAUGCAAUAGGAAUAGCCAUGGUUACUUCUGUGGCAUUAUUAUCUGUAGUACAACGACAUUUGAGUAGUAUUGAUGCUGGUCUUGUUGGACUAGCAAUAUCAUAUGCAUUGUCAUUGACUGAUCGUUUAAAUGGGCUUGUUACAUCUCUUACUGAAACUGAAAAAGAAAUGGUUUCUGUUGAAAGAUUAACAGAGUAUAUUGAUGAUAAUGAGAAUGAAGAAGUUCAGGAUUUGUGCAGUAAUUAUUUUAUUUCAUCUGGUAAAAUAUCAUUUAACAAUGUUUUUUUAAAAUACAGGGAGUGCUCUACUAAUGCAUUGGAAAAUGUAACAUUUACUGUGAAGGCUGGUGAGAAGAUUGGAAUAUGUGGUCGCACUGGAGCUGGAAAGAGUAGUUUGUUUGCUGCAUUGUUUAAAACAGCAGAGCUUACCCAUGGAUCUAUUUUAAUAGAUGAUGUUGAUAUUUCUAAAUAUGCAACUAAUAUGUUAAGGUCUCAAAUUGCGAUUGUACCUCAAAAGCCAUUUCUCUUUGAGGAUACUAUACGUAAUAAUUUAGAUCCAUAUGGUCAACAUACACCUGGUGAACUGCUCUAUGUUUUAGAUAAAUGUAACUUACUUAAUGAAAUUAUAAAACGAGGUGGCUUGGACGGUCAAUUAAGCUCCGCUGGCUGUGAUCUUUCUUGCGGCCAAAAACAACUGUUUUGUCUUGCACGAGCUUUAUUAGCAGACACUAAGAUCAUCUGCAUUGAUGAAGCGACGUCUAACAUAGAUGUUUCUACCGAACAACUUGUUCAGAAAACAUUAUCUACUGCUUUCCAGAACAGCACAGUAUUAACCAUAGCACAUAGGUUGGAAACUAUCAGAAAUUGCGAAAGGAUAUUUUUAAUGGACGCAGGUAACGUUAAGGAAAUCAGCCCGAGCGAUUUACAAACGACUAGAUAAAUUAAGGCACUGAAAAUUCGCGAUUUGCUGAAGAUUCAAGAUUCGUAAUGUGCUAAAUUUCAACAAGUUUGAACGCGGAUCGUUUUUUGUUUUUGUUUUUAUUUUAUAUUUUUAUUAUAGCCUGUAUGAGUAGGAGCAAAAAUGCUACUUGCGUUAGAUAUUUUUUCUUUUGAA